CUAUGUCAUUUUCAAGGUCUCCUCUCUCAGUGUCUUGCCGACGUGGUGGAUUUCCCCUACAGUUGGCAUGCACUGGACACUAUGUAUAUACUAUAUAGUAUAUAGUACAAUGAGCGCCGGAAUCAGUGUUUUUGAACAACCGUAGAAAAUGUUGUACUUAGAAGUGAGUGAAUGAAUGCAACAGAUGUUUAUAUGCCUGCAACAUUUGAUUAGUAGCCUCGUGGGGGAAUCCCGUCGAUGUAGAAUGAUAAACAUGCCUGUUGUUAAUCGUUCACCGGAUGGGUACUUUGAUCUAUUAACAAAUGCCGUUUCUGGAGUUUGGUGUCAAGCUUUCGAAUGCUGUGAUUCUACGUGGGAAAACGCCGACAUCUCACGUUUGGAUUAUGAACUGCAAGAAAAACUGUAUGGGCAACACAUAGCUCAUGACUUAGUUGUCAAUGCGAUAAAAAGUCAUGUGAAAGGUAAUAAUCAUAAACCUUUAGUGAUGAGCUUUCAUGGCUGGCCGGGCGGUGGGAAGAAUUAUGUUACAAAGUUUAUCAUGAAGAACUUAUUCAAGAAUGGCGAAACUGAUAAACAUGUGCACAUUUUUUCUGGGAAAGCUCAUUUUCCUUUAAUUGAAGAAGUUUAUUUAUACCAGCACCAACUGAAAACUUGGAUUAGAGGGAAUGUGAGCCGGUGUUCUACAUCAAUGUUCGUUUUUGAUGAAGUUGACAAAAUGCCACCUGGCGUUUUUGAUUCUAUGAAGCCUUAUCUUGACCAUCACGGAUGGUUUGAUCACGUUGAUUUUAGGAAUGCAAUUUUCAUAUUUCUGUCCAACACUGGAAGUAAUGUAAUUACUAGGACAAUGAUUGAGCUUUACAAAAAUGGGAGAAAACGUAAUGAUCUCAAAUUAAGUGAUUUUGAAAACCUAAUAGCCAGUGGUGCUUUCAAUGAAAAAGGUGGCCUUCAUGGAAGUGAUACUAUUGCUGGCAAUGUGAUUGAUCAUUAUGUACCAUUCCUCCCAUUAGAAGAGGAACAUGUAAAGAAAUGUAUCCGUGAUGCAUUUGAAAGCAAGACCUCUCAACCACCUUCGAACAGUGAUUUAGAAGAAGUUUUGGAAUACUUAACAUAUGGCCCAGAGGAAAUGAAAAUAUUUUCAAACUCUGGAUGUAAAAGAGUUUCACAGAAGGUUGCAACAGUUGUGGAAAAGAAGAGGUACGCUCCAAGACGUACAGAGCUUUGAAUUGUUUUUGAUCAUUAUAUUUACUUUCAGUAUAGAAUCUUUGAUCUUACCGUGUCUGAGCAUUUUAUGUCUUGUAUCAGAUUUUUAACCCACUAUAUAGCAAAAGUUGUUGUGAUGUGAACAAUUUACUGAAAGCAAUUUUUUAUGUUUAUUGUACAAUGUUUUAUAGGCAGUGUAAUUGUGUGUGUGUGUGUGUGUGUGUGUGUGUGUGUGUGUGUGUGUGUGUGUGUGUAGGGAGGAGAUGGGUUAACAGAUGUUUGUAUGGCAUGUUUUCCAAUACUUGAUUGGGUCCAUAAUUGAAACACUUUUAUUUUCAUUGCUUGUUAUAGGCAUUAAAAGCUAACUGUGAUACUCCUUUUUAUUUUGUUGCACUAUUUUGUCUGUAAGUGGCUGAUGUAAAAAAAAAAAGGUGUAAAAUAUAUAAAGUAUAGCUUUGUUGCACAUUACAGCAUGACACAAGUGCAGCUUAAAAACCUUAUGCUGGUUUACCAUAGACAUUAUAAGACGGCAGCUACUUUUUAAGACAGCAGAAAUGAGUGUUUGCAUAUUGUUUUGUAUGGAUUGAAUAAUGUACUUCGAUAUGCACGCAUAAGUUAUUUGUGAAUAAAUACAGAAAGCGCAUAUUUAUAGAACAUUGUAUAUGAGAAAUAUUUUCAAUGCAGUAAUCGUACUAAGGAUCUUGUGAUAUUUCUGUAAGUGUACUUUGUUACGCAAUAAUGUAAAA
Molecule: messenger RNA, 1946 nt
Organism: Schistocerca americana (American grasshopper)
Lineage: Eukaryota; Metazoa; Arthropoda; Insecta; Orthoptera; Acrididae
Product: torsin-1A-like
Exons: 7
Coding region: 176-1222 (348 amino acids)
Biological process (GO): cellular response to misfolded protein
Molecular function (GO): ATP hydrolysis activity; ATP binding
Source: RefSeq, a predicted model, not a curated record